GUUGCGGCUAACAAGAGGGCACAACAAAUCUUGUUAUAAAAUUUGCACAGGGUUAUAAUGGAGUCAGGAGCACCAGAUCCAGGGAUCGACGAAGCUAGUAAUCUUUUCACAUGGAAAAGAUUGAUUAAAGAGGUAAAGAAAGUGAGUCUGCUUGCAGCACCAAUGAUAACAGUGGCAAUACUCCAAUAUAUGGUGCAAGUCGUGGCGUUGAUGAUUGUCGGACGUCUUGGUGAACUUCCUUUGGCUAGUGUUUCCAUUGCCCUCUCUGUUACCAACAUCUCCGGCUUUAGUCUUUUUAUUGGACUAUGUGGUGGGUUGGAUACACUAUGUGGGCAAGCAUAUGGAGCAAAGCAAUACGAAAAAAUUGGAACAUACAUUUACAGUGCAAUUAUAUCUCUGCUUUUUAUUUGCGUUCCUAUAAGCCUAUUAUGGAUUUUCAUGGACAAAGUACUGAUUCUGAUAGGGCAAGAUCAUCAAAUCUCAGUUGAAGCACAAAAAUUUGCAGUUUGGCUAAUCCCAGGACUCGUAGCAAGCGCUUUCUACGAUCCCUUGGUUCGAUUUUUACAAUGCCAAAGUCUUGUUUUCCCUCUGCUAAUGAAUUUUGCAGUUGUUCUUGGUAUAACCACUUUAUCAUGCUGGAUUUCUGUCUAUAAAUUGAAUUAUGGAAUUCAAUCAGUUGCCUUCUCUCUUAGUCUUUGCGGUUGGCUUAACGUUAUGUUUCUUGGGAUUUACAUCAAGUGUUCUUCUGUUUGUGAAAAAACUCGUACCCACUUCUCCAAAGAAGCUUUCUAUAAUAUUUGGCCUUUUCUUCGGUUUGGCUUCCCUGCUGCUUUGAUGAUUUGCCUCAAGUGGUGGGCUUUUGAAGCUGUGGUGUUGCUUUCAGGUCGCCUUCCCAAUCCACAACUUGAGACAUCAGUGCUUUCCAUAUGUCUCAACAUAUCAACAUUACUUUUCACAGUUCCAGUCGGAUUAGGUGUUUCAGUAGGCAUAAGAGUGGCAAAUGAGCUAGGUGCAGGAAAUGCAGAAGCAGCAAGGCUAUCUGCCUGGGUUGUGACAAGUGCAGUUGUAAUAGAGACCUUUGUAGCAGGUGUGAUUUUGUUUUGUGUUCGACAUAUAGUGGGAUACGCUUAUAGUCAUACCGAACAAGUUGUGAGUUAUGUUGCAACAUUGGCCCCCUUCCUUUGCCUUUCCAUCAUCACUGAUGGCCUACAAAUGGUCCUUUCUGGAGUUGCAAAAGGAAGUGGAUGGCAGCGUAUAGGAGCAUAUGUGAACCUAGGAGCAUUUUACAUAGUAGGAAUCCCAGUAGCAGUAGUGCUUGCUUUUGUUCGCCAUUUGAAUGCAAAGGGUCUAUGGAUUGGUAUAUUGGUAGGGUCAAUCUUGCAAUCGAUAUUGCUGAUCAUAGUUGCGGCUCUUACAAACUGGCAAAAACAGGCUAUCAAAGCAAGAGACAGGGCAGCUGUAGGUAAUGCUGAACAGAGAACUAAUAACACUCAGUGAUGAUGAAUAACCACCAAAGUUUGAGAUCAAGUGUUUUUUUACUGUCGCAGACCUCACUGACUACAGCCGGAUGUAGUUGUCACAUUACCAAUUCAAAUUACAAUAUCAAACUAACAAGCAACAUUGAUUGGUGGGCGUGUGGAACUAAUCAAUAUCUUCAAUAAAAGAAAACCUUAAUUGAGUUUUGAA
This is a messenger RNA of Chenopodium quinoa (quinoa), 1686 nucleotides long. RefSeq names its product protein DETOXIFICATION 14-like. The record is from RefSeq and is a predicted model, not a curated record. Gene Ontology annotation, biological process: xenobiotic detoxification by transmembrane export across the plasma membrane. Gene Ontology annotation, cellular component: membrane. Gene Ontology annotation, molecular function: antiporter activity; xenobiotic transmembrane transporter activity. NCBI's taxonomy places the organism in Eukaryota, Viridiplantae, Streptophyta, Magnoliopsida, Caryophyllales, Amaranthaceae. The transcript is spliced from 8 exons. Bases 58 to 1497 code for a protein of 479 amino acids.